AUGGAUAAUGUCCUGACACCCUAUGGAGCCUACCAAGCCACACAGCCGCAACCAGAAAAACUUACAGCAGCCAAAGAAGCUGAAACUGGAAAACAAGCCCAAUUUGAAACUUUAACGCCCUAUGGCGCCCUGCAAGCCAUCACACAUGGCAACCUUUUGCUGAUAAGCACACCAUACUACGCCGCCUACAGUCUGCCACUCGCCUAUGUGGCGCCAUCUGUGGACAUAUCCACUGCAACGCCCAGUACAACAACCACUAGCACAGCGAAGACUGCAACCGCAGAUGAUGUUGAAGUUGUCAAAGAAGAAGAAGAGGAAGACACCAUUGAAACAUUGCAAAAGCUGCGAGCGAAUACACAAACCGACGGCGAUCUAAAAAGCGAUACACGCCUGCGCGCAGCCGUUAGCCGAAUCAAUUCGGACUAUGUGAUAGAAGAGAUUGUGGCCGUGCCGGGCAAGCAUGUGCUGUCGUCCAGCAGCCAGGUCACAGGUGGCGCUCGCUCCGCCAAGCAACAGUUGAAGAAGGCAACAGCCGUCAAGCUGCGCAAGGGCAGUGGCAAACUGCGUUCGCCACCAGUCAAAGUGGAAGCCACGGGACGCACCAGCAGCAGCUCAAGCAAUUUUCCACAGAUACCCUUCGGCAGCUAUUUCCUGCCCUAUAGUCCCAUUCGGGCGCAGGCCAUACAGGGACGCAAGCAGGCGGCGCUUAUACUAGAGCCGCACUCCAAGGCAGUCGUUGGCAAUGGCGGCACAGCCAUAUCCACGCCCAUCUCCAGGGCGCUGCUCAAGAAGGGUGUGCCCACAAAUGUGUACUUCAAUCCGGAAUCGGUGGCCAUUGCGGGCGUGGGCGGCAAAGCGCACGCAGCGGCCGACCUGGAGCUCGACUUGUUCAACUAA
Molecule: messenger RNA, 897 nt
Organism: Drosophila montana
Lineage: Eukaryota; Metazoa; Arthropoda; Insecta; Diptera; Drosophilidae
Exons: 1
Coding region: 1-897 (298 amino acids)
Source: RefSeq, a predicted model, not a curated record